Molecule: messenger RNA, 5442 nt
Organism: Iphiclides podalirius (scarce swallowtail)
Lineage: Eukaryota; Metazoa; Arthropoda; Insecta; Lepidoptera; Papilionidae
Source: the annotation of a GenBank genome assembly
AUGAAUCUCGUAGGUGUAUGCCUAGCCCUGACCGUGCUGCGUACAUCUGCUGGGCAGGACUACGCGACGCCCACCUACAACCCUGAUUCGCCGAGCCCCACCAACGACUACUACAACCCGAACCAGUACGACAACCCCUACGACCCGGGCAGGCGGUACAACAACCGCAACUACGACCCCAGCCGCAACUAUGACCCCAGCCGCAACUAUGACCCCAGCCGCAACUAUGACCCCAAUCGCAACUACGAGCCGAACCAGUAUGAGCAGACGAGUGGGCAGAACCCAUACGCGGCGGAGAAUACCCCAAGGCCCCAAUGGGACGCGCCGAGGAACUACGGGCCCACGUACAAGAGCUCCGAUCUGGAGCACGACAGCGUGAUCAUCAACGAGGCCACCUACUUCAUAGUUGCGUCGCGCAUGGUCCGCCCCGGCCAGAUAUACAAGAUCUCCGCGAACAUUCUGCGCGCCCGGCUGCAGAUGACCGUCCGCGCCUCCAUAUCCCGGAACGGGGUCGAGAUCGCCGACGUCAGCGAGAAGGUCAAGGAGGGCGUGCCCGAAAUACUGAAUAUGCGGGUGCCCGUGACCUCGGGCGACGGCGAUUACAGACUGCGCGUGGAGGGCCUCUACUUGGACGACCCGUUCGACGGCCGCGCCUUCGUCAACGACACACGCCUCACCUUCUCCAACCGCUUCAUGACCAUCUUCAUACAGAUGGACAAGCCCGUCUACAAGCAGGGCCAGACAGUUCGCUUCCGCGUAAUACCGAUCAACACGGAGCUGAAGGCGUUCGGGCGCGCAAUCGACGUGUACAUCCUGGACCCGAGCGGGCGCAUUAUGAAGAGGUGGCUCUCGCGACAGAGCAACUUCGGUACGGUGAGCCUACAGUACCAGAUGUCGGACCAGCCGCAGUACGGCGAGUGGCGCGUGCGCGUCGAGGCACUCGGCCAGAUCGAGGAAUCCACCUUCCUCGUCGAGGAAUACUACCAGACCCGCUAUGAGGUGAACGUGACGAUGCCGGCGUUCUUCUUCAACACGGAGCCGUGGAUCCACGGGCGCGUGAUGGCCAACUACACGUCGGGCGCGCCGGUGCGCGGCAACCUCACGCUGCGGGCCACCGUGCGCCCCAUCCCGCAGUACCGGCCGCGCUACUUCGCGCAGGGCCAGUUCAACAACCGCGGCCAGCCCGCGCCCUACGGCGCGAUGCCCACCGCCCAGUACACCCGGGUGCGUCAAAACUACAACCCAUACCUGUACAAUGAGAGCUACCAGUAUGAAUACUCGGAUGGUAGAAACGGCCCAACCGACAUGUUGCACCUGCCUGGUCAGCCCAACCAGAUCGACCAGCCAGACUGGUGGUACGACCCACAGAAAGUUUACACUAGAGUGUUCAAUUUUGACGAGAAGUUUCCAUUCUGGAUGCCGAAGCCGGACCCUAUACAGAUUGCAAAUCAAAAUCAAGGCAACCCCAACUACAACACGUAUACAACCUCUUCAUACAACAACUACUACAACGAUCCAUAUUACAGCCGUCUACCGUAUCUGAGAUUCUUCAACGGCACAUACGACUUCAAAUACCCCAUGUCCGAGCUGGCCCAGCUGGUCCCCUCCCUGGACGGCGUGGAGGUGAUCAUCACCGCGUCCGUCGGUGACCCCUUCCUGGACGACGUGAUAGAGGGCUACAGCAUCGCGAGGAUCUUCAACUCUUCGCUCGCCGUCACCUUCCUGGGUGGAUCGCUCCAAGUGUUCAAGCCGGCUAUGCCUUUCGACGUUUAUAUGGCGGUGUCGUACCACGACGGGUCGCCGCUGCCGCGGUGGCAAGCGGCCGGCGUGUCGCUGGUGGUGAACGUGCAGCUGGAGGGGCGCAGCGGCGCCGUGGAACCGCAGCGCCCCACGCUCGCGCCCGGCCACGACGCCGUCUGGCAUCUGCGCCUGGACCUCUACAAGCUGCUCAAGCUGGAGAAGGACCCGAACUACCGCGAGGUGCUGAGCGGCAUCACGGGCGUGCGGCUGAACGCGCAGCUGGCGGACGCGGUGGGCGGGCGGGCGGCGGCCGACGUGCACUUCGUGGCCCACUUCAGCCCCAACAACCACCACCUGCGCGUCGCCACCAGCACCACCGACGCCAGGGUUGGAGAAUACAUUAUAUUCCAUGUACAGAGUAACUUCUUCAUGGAAUCAUUCAGCUAUGUUGUUAUGUCAAAAGGAAUGAUUCUCACCAGCGGUCAAGAGAUAAUGCAGGAGGGCGUGCGCACGUUCGCGGUGGCGCUGUCGGCCGAGAUGGCGCCCGUGGCCACGCUGCUCGUGUGGGCGGCGCAGCGGCGGGGGCACGUGCUGGCCGACUCGCUCACCUUCCCCGUCAACGGCAUCUCCAGGAACAACUUCACGGUGCUGAUCAACAACCGCAAGCACCGCAGCGGCGAGCGCGUGGAGGUGGCGAUCUACGGCGAGCCGGGCGCCUACGUGGGCCUCUCCGGCAUCGACGACGCCUUCUACACCAUGCAGGCCGGCAACGAGCUCACAUACGCCAAGAUCAUAUCGAAGAUGUCGCACUUCGACGAAGCGACCAACGGGACCUUCGCGUUCACAUUCCGCUCCCACUUCGGUGAUCCCGACGAGCUGGUCUACUUCCCCUCUUCCAGCUUCGGCAUCGACGCCAACAGAACAUUCGAGUACGCGGGGCUGGUGGUGUUCAGCGACGUGGCGGUGACGCGGCGGCACAGCGCGUGCAACGCGUCGCUGGGGCUGGCCGAGUGCCUCGACGGGGCCUGCUACCCGGCCGACAAGCGCUGCGACGGCGCGCCCGACUGCGCCGACCGCACCGACGAGGCCAGCUGCUCGCACGAGGAGGACUCUGCGCUGCGGCACUUCCGCAAGUUCCGGUUCAACCGCGUGCAGCGGCAGUACGAGAACGCGUGGCUGUGGCGCGACGUGAACGUGGGCCCGCACGGCCGCUACGUGUUCACGGCCGACGUGCCGCGCGCGCCAGCCAGGUGGACCGUCUCCGCCUUCAGCAUGGCGCCCGACCUGGGCCUCGGCGUUCUGCACGCGCCAGUCAGAUACGACGGGGUGCUGCCGUUCUUCAUCCAAGUGGAGGGCCCCGAUCGCUGCAAGCAGGGCGAGCAGCUCGGCCUGCGCGUGGUGGUGUUCAACUACCAGCCGCAGGCAAUCGAGGCGGUGGUGGUGCUCGCCGCCUCGCCGGACUACAAGUUCGUGCACGUCGAGGAGAACGGAAUCGUGCGGUCGUACAACCCGCGCACUUCGUUCGGCGAGCACCAGUUCUUCGUGUACAUCAGCGCCGGAGACGCGGCCACCGUGUACGUGCCGGUGGUGCCGGCGCGGCUCGGCACCAUCCACGUGCAGCUGCACGCCUCCACGCUGCAGGGCCAGCACCACUACACCAAGACCAUAGAAGUCGAGGCCGACGGCAUACCGCAGUACCGGCACCAAUCGGUCCUGCUGGACCUGUCGAACCGCGCCUACGUGUUCCAGUACAUGCACGUGAACGUCACAGAGACUCCAAUCAUCCCGUACGAAGUGGAUCGAUACUACGUGUUCGGGUCGAACAAGGCGCGGAUCACCGUGGUGGGGGACGUGGUGGGGCCCCUCUUCCCCACCAUGCCCGUCAACGCUACGAGCUUACUCGAUCUGCCAAUGGACUCUGGCGAGCAGAACAUGUUCAGCUUCGCGGCCAACAUGUACCUGACGAUGUACAUGCGGCUGACGAACCAGCGCAACCGCACCUUGGAGAGGGACGCGUUCGCGCACAUGAACGUCCUCUACCAGCGGCAGCUAUCCUUCAUGCGCCCCGACGGCUCCUUCAGCCUGUUCCGCAGCGACUGGAACCAGUCUGCCUCAAGUGUGUGGUUGACUUCAUUCUGUGCUAAGAUAUUCCAAGAGGCGACAUUUAAUGAGUGGGAGAAUUACAUUUACAUUGAUCCUAAUGUGAUCUCGAUGGCGGUGUCGUGGAUCCUGGAGCACCAGAGCCCCGAGGGGGCGUUCUACGAGGUGACCUGGUCGCCGGACCGCAACGCCAACGCCACCAUCGCCGUGCCGGCCGACUCGGGCCUCUUCAGGGGCGCCGCGGGCAAAUUGGGCGUCGAGGUCAACAACUCUAUUAUAUUGCAGCGGAACGUCACGCUCACAGCCCAGGUCGUAAUCACCCUGGAGUCUGUUAAGAAUCUCAAAGACAUUGGCUUAAAAGAGGGGCUGAGCGCGCGCGUGGCGCAGGCGCAGCGCAACGGCAUCACGUGGCUGGAGAAGAACCUGAAGCUGCUGGAGGAGUACGGGGAGCCGUACUCGCUGGCGCUGGUGGCCUACGCGCUCACCGUCAGCAAGGCGCCCACCUCCGAGCACGCCUACCGCCUGCUCAGGCGCAGGCAGCGCUCAGAAGGCGGCCUGGUGUACUGGGGCAAGGAGCCGGUGCCGCAGCCGCCGUUCAAGAUGGAGAACCAGAAGCCGUUCCUGCUGCCGCGGCUGCCGUACAAGUACGACUCGAACAACAUCGCCGCCACGGCGUACGCGCUGCUCGCCUGCAUGGACCACCAGGACAACAACGAGCCCAUCGUCAUGUGGCUCAACGCGCAGCGCCUGCAGGACGGCGGCUGGGCCUCCACGCAGGACACGUACAUCGCGCUGCGCGCCCUGAUCGAGUACACGAACCGCAAGCGGCUGCGCGACGUGAGCGCGCUCAGCGUGACGGUGGACGCGGUGGCGCUGAGGGGCCGCACGCGCACGCUCACGCUCUCCAAUGACAACCUGGCGCGGAUGCACACCAUACAGAUCCCGGAGGCUUGGGGCACUGUGAAGGUGACAGCGCGGGGCGCCGGCUACGCGCUGCUGCAGAUGUCCGUGCAGUACAACGUGGAUGUGGAGCGGUUCCAGACUCCCCCAGCGGUGCCCGCCUUCUCGCUGAGGACUCAGGCGCGCUUCUACGGCCGGAAUCAGUCGCACGUCGACUACCGCAGCUGUGCUAGUUGGACACUACUGGAGGAGUCCCCUCGAUCCGGAAUGGCUGUGCUGGAGGUUGGCAUUCCAACUGGCUACAUGAUCCAACAGCAGAGGCUGGACGCGUACGUUCUUUCGCGUCGCGUCACCACUCUACAGCGAGCAAAGUACCAGCCCGAUAAGCUGCUAUUCUACUUUGAUUAUUUGGACCACGAGGCGACUUGCGUCAACUUUACUAUAGAGCGAUGGUUCCCCGUGGCGAACAUGUCGCGGCAUCUGCCAAUACGUGUUUACGAUUUCUACGCACCCGAACGCUUCAACGAAACUAUCUUCGAUGCCCUGCCAACAUAUCUGCUGAACAUCUGUGAGGUGUGCGGCUCCUCUCAGUGCCCAUACUGCGCCAUCUACAACUCAGCCGUGCGGCCCGCUGCAGCCAUCCUGCUCUCUCUAGCUGCACUCCUCUCACGCAUUGCUUGGCAUAACCUUGUUCAGCAUCCC